Molecule: messenger RNA, 1242 nt
Organism: Protopolystoma xenopodis
Lineage: Eukaryota; Metazoa; Platyhelminthes; Monogenea; Polystomatidea; Polystomatidae
Source: the annotation of a GenBank genome assembly
GACGACCGGCACCAAUUUGAGUCGUUGUUGAAGCACACGAUACCGGCAGAACGUCACUUGUCUCGCCAUGACGACCAACUUCUACGUCUGCCAGACGACGCUCAUGACGGGUUGUUGUCCGUUCCGGUCGGCUUGGCGGGCGGAAGCAAGCCAUGGCGAGUCGAGGAGGCCAGCUCAAGCCGGGCUGGUCACGCGUCGCCGCUCCUCGCCCAACAGGUCAGUCUCAUGGUACCGGCCGGUGGACACACCGACAGGCGUCAGUCUUCUCCAAUCAUCCCCGAGGCCAGCAGCGAGUCGACGUGCAUCAGAGACGAGCCAACCUGUCACGUCAAGACUGACGCGAAUGCCGACGGCGACGGCGACGGCGAAUCGGUGCCAGUGUCGGUGAGGGAACCGGCGAAGCUAACGGCUGUGCCGGUCACCCGCUUCCUCGCCUUUCGCAGAGCCAGUCACUUCUUCACCGGCCGCGGCCACCGCGACAGGAGCGCGCCUGAGUCCGAGUCGCGGACAGAUUUGGCCAGUUCGACGCGCAGGUCCCACUCCAUUUGGGAGUCGUCGACGAAGACGUCGCGGGCCAGGCGGAAGAGCAACUUUUCCGAGAACUGCGUCGCCGUCCAAACGGAGCAGCCGAUCGGCGAGGACGUCGGGCAGAUGUUGGCGUCGGCGGCGACGGCCAGCGCCGACGUUAAGAAGAGCACUCGUGUGUCGAGUCGAGCCAAGAGGCGUCCGAGCUGCCGAAACACGCUGGGACCAUCGGAGGUCAAAGGCCUCCGGUCGCAGCACGAGCCCAAGGAGGCGCUCAAGGAUGGCCGACGGAGGACGACGGCGACGGCGACGGCAACGGCAACGGCGACCUCGAGCGACGACGACGACGAAGUGGACGCUCUGGACGACUUUGCUCACUUUGGCCGAUUAGUGGCCGAAGAGGCGCGCCAAAAGGCCAUGGCCAAAGUGGGUCGAGUCUCGCAAGAGUCCGGUGGCUCGGCCUCGCUCAAGGCGACAUUUGCGUCCGCAGGCCUGCACGGACUGGGCGCCACCACCGCCAGCCUCCUCAUUGCGCCACGUCUCCUGCGCAUCUCCUCGAUCGCCCUCGGCUCAGCGUCGCGGAAACCGUGCCCGUCAGACCCGUCGCCGGACUCGGACGAAACUGGGCGUCCGCCGCUCCGUCAGAGGGCCGGCUCGUCACUGCUCACCGCUUUCGCCGGAAGGACGCCAGCAAAACGCAAAACGUCCAUCAUUUAA